AUGGCUACCGCAGUUCUCUGUGUUUCCUUCCUUCUUCUCGUCUACUCCUCCUUCGUCUCCGGCGGCUACAGUGGGGGCAUCAUCCCCCCCAAGGAGCCGACGCCGUGGCCGUCGAGGAAGGGAUUUCCGGCGAGGCCGCCCACCAAGUUCCCGCCCGCGAACCCCUUCUGCCCCCGCGACGCCGUCAAGCUCGGCGCCUGCGCGGGCCUGCUCGGUGUCGGCGGUGUCGUCGUGGGGACGCCGGCGAGCAAGGGCGCGUGCUGCGCCGUGCUCGGCGGGCUCGCCGGAGCGGAGGUGGCGGCAUGCCUCUGCACCGUCGCUAAGGAGAGCGUCCUCGGGAUCGUCACCGAGUGGACGGUCGCCGUCAGCGCGGUGGUAAGCGCCUGCAAGACGAAGGUCCCCGCGGGCUUCAAGUGCCUCUGA
Spirodela intermedia is the source of this 423-nucleotide messenger RNA. The record is from the annotation of a GenBank genome assembly. NCBI's taxonomy places the organism in Eukaryota, Viridiplantae, Streptophyta, Magnoliopsida, Alismatales, Araceae.